AUGGGAAGAAAAAUCUUAUUUAGUGCUUCACUUGUAUUUUUAUGCAUUGGAUUUUCACUAACUUUGGAACAGAUACUUGCCAGGAAGAAUGUAAGAACUUAGCAUGAAACAACAUAUGAUCAAGAGGCAGUGGUGAGCUCAAAUCAACAGAAAAAUGGUGAUAUGAAGCCAAUUCAGAAUUUUACAACAAUAUCAAUUACACAGGCACUCAACUAUAAUGCAAGUGAGCAAAGACACCUAGGAAGAGGACUUCUGAACGCAUCCAGCCAUCACAGCCCCAUUAAUGUCUCCGCUGAUGGGACUCCCUGCAUCCUCUUCUGGGCCAAAAGAAUAACAAUUAAAUUUAAGAAUCAGACCUGGCUGGACCUUACGGAUGAAGUGCUUGGUCAGAAGGCAACAGUGGAUGCUGUCAACUCAAACUGCAGCGAUGAGAAUGCCACGCUGUAUUUGAAGUUUGAUGGUGGUGGAAAUCUCAAAGUUCUUGAUGUCAGAUUCAUCCUAACCAAUUACAACAAAUUGUCUGUCCAGAGUUGGUUCAGUUUACACCGAGUCGAAAUUAUCUCCAAUAACUCAGUCCAAGCAACUUUUAAAGCGUCUGGCAUAAAUGCUCCUUGGAGUUAUUCCUACCACUGUCAGCACGUCAGCAACCUGCAGCGCUAUGACGCCCUCUUGCUGCCCAGCGACCCGGCUGCUACCUCGAGCCACUGGGAGGUCACCUUUGUUGAUUUCCAGAUUCAAGGUUUUGCUAUUAAUGGAGGAGAAUUUUCCAAGGCUCGAGACUGCGCCUCUUCCUUCUCACCGGCCAUUCUGAUUGGUCUGGUGAUGUCCCUGAUUCUGCUGCUGGCUUUGGCCUCUGCUCUUCACACGCUCAUCUACCUGCGAGAUCAUGACCGGCACUACGAUUUCAUCUCCUCUCCUGUCCACUUCGCACAGUUGAAAGCUCCCGAUGUAGCAGAGGAGAAGGAACUGCUUGGGAGCCAGGGCAUCGAGAGCUAUGAAUUGAGAAGCCAACAGAUCUGUAGAAUUUAUGUCUAA
Molecule: messenger RNA, 1035 nt
Organism: Elephantulus edwardii (Cape elephant shrew)
Lineage: Eukaryota; Metazoa; Chordata; Mammalia; Macroscelidea; Macroscelididae
Gene: ATP6AP1L
Product: ATPase, H+ transporting, lysosomal accessory protein 1-like
Exons: 7
Cellular component (GO): proton-transporting V-type ATPase complex
Source: RefSeq, a predicted model, not a curated record